This is a messenger RNA of Spodoptera littoralis (African cotton leafworm), 948 nucleotides long. The record is from the annotation of a GenBank genome assembly. Lineage: Eukaryota; Metazoa; Arthropoda; Insecta; Lepidoptera; Noctuidae.
AUGGGUAGGGAGGACAAGGCUACCUGGAAGACUAACUACUUCACCAAAAUCAUCCAACUCUUAGACGAGUACCCAAAAUGUUUCAUCGUGGGUGCAGACAACGUAGGCUCGACCCAAAUGCAGCAGAUCCGUAUCUCGCUGCGUGGUCACAGCAUCGUCCUUAUGGGCAAGAACACCAUGAUGCGCAAAGCCAUCAAGGACCACUUGGACACCAACCCAGCUCUUGAGAAACUGUUGCCACACAUCAAGGGCAAUGUUGGCUUCGUGUUCACCCGCGGAGACCUCGUUGACGUCCGUGAUAAGCUGCUGGAGAACAAAGUGCGUGCCCCUGCCCGUCCUGGUGCCAUCGCCCCUCUGUCCGUCGUCAUCCCUGCCCACAACACCGGUCUGGGUCCUGAGAAGACCUCUUUCUUCCAGGCUCUCUCCAUUCCCACCAAGAUUUCCAAGGGUACCAUUGAAAUCAUCAACGAUGUGCACAUCCUGAAGCCUGGUGACAAGGUCGGUGCUUCCGAAGCCACCCUUCUCAACAUGUUGAACAUCUCUCCCUUCUCGUAUGGUCUUGUUGUCAAGCAGGUCUACGAUUCCGGCACCAUCUUUGCGCCAGCUAUCCUGGACAUCAAGCCUGAGGAUCUUCGCGAGAAGUUCAUGGCUGGUGUUGCUAAUGUAGCUGCGCUGUCUUUGGCCAUUGGUUACCCAACUGUGGCCUCUGCUCCUCACUCCAUUGUCAACGGAUUCAAGAACUUGCUGGCUAUCGCUGCCGUCACCGAGGUUGAAUUCAAGGAGGCUCAGACCAUCAAGGAGUUCAUCAAGGACCCCAGCAAGUUCGCUGCCGCCGCCGCCCCCGCCGCUGCAGCUGCCGCCCCGGCCGCUGCUGCUGUUGAGGAGAAGAAGGAGGAGAAGGAAGAAUCGGAGAGCGACGACGACAUGGGCUUCGGUCUCUUUGACUAA